Molecule: messenger RNA, 5836 nt
Organism: Drosophila ficusphila
Lineage: Eukaryota; Metazoa; Arthropoda; Insecta; Diptera; Drosophilidae
Product: serine-rich adhesin for platelets
Exons: 5
Coding region: 933-5342 (1469 amino acids)
Biological process (GO): protein dephosphorylation
Molecular function (GO): protein tyrosine phosphatase activity
Source: RefSeq, a predicted model, not a curated record
UAGAAUUACUUACUCUACUUGCAAUUAAGUUGAAUUAUCCACUUGUAACCAUCUCUUGGAUCGUAAGUUCGUUAAUGGACUGUUGGAGCCGACGAGACCACUGUUUACGAUUUCUACCAUGGUCGCUGCGAGCUCCACCACAGUGGAACCACAGUGGAAAAGGCAAAAUUAUUAAUCAAAAAAUCACCGGACGAGUCGGACGUGUGCGCUGCUGGAUGCUGGCGCUCUUUUCGCGUACCGUUUUUUCGAGUAAACAACAACACAAAAAGAUUGUUAACACAAUUUUUCGUCUGUUCUAUUGUGCGGAAAUCGAGUGAGUGAGAGAGGGAAUAAACAAAAACCGCAAGCAAAAGCAACAAGCGUGUGUGGGAAGAGGAAAACGAAAGGGGAAAUAGUGUGUUUCUAAACGUGUGUGCGAGUGAAAUAUGGAAAUUGAAAAUGCAAUUAAUCGCAAAUUAAUGGCAAGCCAUAGAAAGCGCUCAAUGGUUUAAAGUGCAAGAGAAAAGUGUAGUUAUUGUUAUUGUUGUCAACACGGAAGCCAAAAGUCUGGCGAAAAUAAACGUGUAUUUAUUUUCGCUUUUGCAGCAGCAACAAGCCGUUAAGCAGAGUGCUGAAAUAGUCAAUUUACAAUUGGAGCUGCCAAGAAGUCUAUAUAUAAAACAUAAACAAUUUGGUGUUUUCCCUAGUAAAAAUGAAGGCAAAAAUCUGAGAAAAAUAUAUGAAAAGGAAUAAAUCGUUGCGAAUUGCUGAAAAUAAAAAUGAGAAAACAGGCGAAAAAAGAACAACAAUAACUUAAGCUCAAAAGGUGGAAACAAAAACAUAGCGAUUUUGAGGCCCAGUCGAACGUGGAAUUGACUUGACCCACAGAAAAGCACCAAAGGAAAGAAAGAGAGAGAGAUAUACGGCGGUAGAAGGAGAGGGAGCGAUCCACAAUGCGUGUGGUUGGAUGGCUUGGUGGUGGCUUAAUGCUCGCCCUGGCCGUAAUGUUAACGCAGGCACGUUUCAUUGCGAAAAGAGAAACCUCCGGCUUGGAGCAGCCGGUGGCUUCCAAUUUGAAUUCUAGUGACCCUGACAUUGUUGCAACGCUCGGGGAAAGUGUGGGCGACAUGGCAUCGCUUGAAACGAAGGGAGAUCCGGAAGUGGUUGCUCAAAAAAUCUCACUGGAAGUUAAGGAUGGAGAAGUAAAGGCUGAAGCGCAAUCUGAGUCCCUAAAUACAAAAGACAAACCAAAAGUUGAGGCAACCACUGCGGCCUUCGUUCAAAGUGAAUCCAGCAGCACCACCGUAAAAGAUCUGGGAGAAGAAGGGUCAGUCACAGAAUCUCCAAUAAAAGAGGAAUCUCAAAAUGUAACUCCUCCAGUUGCUGCUAAAGAGGAUUCUACAAUUUCAAAUGCAAGUCAGUCAGAUAGAAUCUCAGAAAAUCUGGAAAAAAAGGGAGUUCCUUCAGAUCCUGUAAAAGAAUUAGCUUCCUUGAAAACGAUCUCGAGUACAACCACCGAACAUGUUUUCCCUAGUGAACAGAAAGAUGAGAAAGCAGAGGAUUCUCUUCCAAAAGUUGAAUCACACUAUCAAUCUGAGAUUAAGGAGUUAACAACAGAAGCUAUGACACCAAAAGAAUCCAACACCACCCUUGAAGUUCCAAGCACCACCGAGAGAGUGGUUAAUACCACCACCACCCGUUCUUCCGAACAUGGUCGAUCCAUGCAAUAUUUAACCACAACUGAAGGUUUGUUGCAAUCCCUCCCAGUUGUCACGCCCAUGAAACUGCGACCUCUGCCUAUGACCUCUACUCCUGUCAGCACUACAUCAUCCACUACUCCCUCGACAACCACUUCAUCCACUACUCCCUCGAUGACUACUUUUUAUGCCUCAAAUGAGAACACCAUUGAUGAGUCCACUUCCAAGUCGGAGGUUCGUCAAUUGCCCGAAAAGCGAGCCAAAUUUAUUAGCGAAAAUUCCACCAAUGCUCAACAACUUACGUUGCCAAAUACCGCUGAAGUUUGGAGUCUGGCGGGGAUGAAGGCAGUACCAAAGGCUCCUCUUACCACCACAACUGUCCUUCCCCUUAUUAACCAAACUGACCUGGCAAACGAUAUAGAUUUACCUCACAACAAAACGGAGCAGCACAAGGAGAAGAAUCUCCUGGAUUGGCAACAAAUUGCCAUGAUGCAAUCCGUGCCGGAGAACCGAACCGAAUUUGUGGUGAGAACCACUUUGGAUGCCACCGAGAGUGCAACACAGGCCACCACCGAAGCUUUAGCAGAGGAAAGUCAUCAUAAAAGUAUGAUUCCAACAGGAUUGCAGAAAGAGGAUGUUGCAAUUACAACACCUAUAAAGUCUGAUGAAAGUUUUAUGGAAUGGGAAGUAAGCACAACAACUGCUCGAACAGAACUAUUAGAUGUUCCCUUGGUCAAAAAGAUGGCCGAUGCAGCUAAUGCCAAACUAACAGAAGCGAUAACAGAGGCUCAAACGGAAGAAAAAGAGACAGCAACCGAGGCUGCAACACCAACCAAAUUGCUAGAGCAAUUUGCAACAUUGCCCGUAACAGCGAGGGUGGGUUUAAUAAAAACCGAUCUGUUGAAUGUAACAGAAAUUCUAGCUGCAUCUGAAAAACCUUCAACAACCACAAGCACCACAACAACCACAGAAGAACCCUUAUCGGUUGUACCUGGGUCCAAUAAACAAAUCUUCGAAGCAGCAACAUCAGAAGCCACAAAAGCAGCAACCACUUCAACAGCAGCAACAUCUACAACAACAUUAGCAACACUCACCGUUCCAGAGGAGACAACAGCAGCAACCCCAAAUGCAGAGGCUUCAGCAACAUCUGCAGGUACAACAGCAACAUCAGCUGCAGCACCACCAGCAACAUCAACCGAACGAGUAACGCAUGUGGCAAUCACCCCCAACACAACUGAAAUGGCAAUGAAAGCGGCUGAAAUCAGCAACAUCAGCGACGGCGUCGGCGACGACGAUAAUAACAGUAACGACGUCAUCGUUGCCACAACCAAAAGUCCGGAGAGCGACCCGCCAGCAGCAGCAGCAACGGCAACAGCAACAGCAACCGAGGAGCCAACAGCAACAUCGUUCAGUGUGCGAGUGGCUGGCGAGGUGAGCACUUCGAUUCGGCCAGAAAUCCAACCCGAAAUCAUCGUAACAAGUACUCAGAGUAGUACAAUCGCGAGUACGAGUACAUUGAGUGCGGCAACACCCACGCAAACGGAAAUUGCGCAAAUUAGCAAUGAAGUGAAUUUGGAGACAGUGACAGUGAAGACACGCGACGGCGACAGUUUAAGCAAUAGAAACGAGCUAAGAACAGCUGAGAAAACCGAUAACGCGGUCAAUAACAGUGUGGCCAUAACAGAGCAGGCAUUGCCAACGACAACAACAACAACAACAGCAAUAGAGGCGGCGGGGGAAACCACCCCGACGACAACCACCAGCACCACCACCAGUCUGCUGAGUGACCUAAGUAAACUGAGCAAAGAACACGAAUCCUCACUGGAGACGAACAACAUUGGCGAAGCCCCUCCCGAAACAACAACAUCUGCUGUUGCUGUUGCAACGGAUGAGAGCACAGCGGCAACAGGUGGCCAGGAUUUUGAGAAGGAGUCGUCGCACCACCAUGAGGGGCAACAGGUGGUCGAUGAGCAGGACACAGAGCAGCAGUUAGCCAAGACAACGAUGGCGGUAACAACAACAACAACCAGUACAACAACAACAACAACAGCCAGUACUACAACAACAACCAGUACCACAACAACCACAACAACAGAGGCACCACCCUCGACCACAACAACAAUGCAGCCGGUGGAUAUCAGUCUGUUGGACGACAGCACCACAUCGAGCACCACGAGAACCACAACAGUUGCACCGCCACCCACGGAGGAGUACAUUGAAUCCUCAACGGUGGCCAGCAGCAGCACCACCAUCAGCAACAACAACAUCAUGCUGCCGGAGAGCACAACCACUCUUGGUAGCAGCACCACCCAAUCCCCCGAAAUGCCACCCACCUUCAUGGCUCCCUAUCCCAACGAACUGGAUCACAUGCAGGCCAAUGCCCAGGGAAACGGCACGGAUGUGAAUGUGAUCAUCGCCAUCACGGUCAGUGUGAUCGGAGUGGUGGCCCUCAUCCUCCUGGUGGCGUUCCUCUAUCUGAUGCGCAAGCGCCAGAAGCAGAUGUCCUACGGCCAAAGGUGUCGCCCGGUGAGCCUGGAUGCCUACUCCCUGGACAAUGUUUCGGUGCUCGGAAGUGUGCGGAGGAAGGGUCGCGAUGUGAGGGCAUCCAAGCGGACCUACGGCAACGCCGCCUUCGAUGAUCCCUCGCUGCGGCAUAACCUCUUGACCGCCAGUGAGUUAGCCCGCUUCGUGGAGCGGCGUUCCGACGUCUUCGAGGAGUUCCGGGACGUACCGCAAAUCAUCGCCAGAGCGGACGAGGUGCCGCCAGGAUGCGAGGACAAGAAUCGCUACGCCAACGUGAUUCCGCUUCCUGAGACGCGGGUGGUGCUCCAGCGGCAAGGCGACGAUGACAAAACGGAAUACAUUAAUGCCAAUUAUGUGCGGGGCCCCCGAGAUGCUCCCAAUUACUAUAUAGCCUGCCAGGCGCCGCUGGAGAGCACGACCGCAGAUUUCUGGAGGAUGAUCUGGGAGCAGCAGUCGCGGGUGAUCAUCCAGGCGACGGAUCUCAGCGAGAACGGGAUCGAGCGGUGCGCCGAGUACUUGCCGCCCUCGGCGACGCUGGACAACCACAGCAGCUAUGGCGACUACCAGGUGACCCUGAAGCACCGGGAGGUGAAGGACAAGUACGCUAUUUCCACGCUGGUCCUGAAGCGAGUGGAUGGCGAGGAGAGCCGCGAGCUCACCCACUACUGGUACAAGUGGCCAGAGGCCGGAGUUCCGGCCGAGGAGGCACCCAUCAUUGCCAUGCUGCUGGAGGCGCGCUCCUCCCUUAAGUCCUACUGCCUGGAACAGGCCAACGAGCUGCGCGAGAAAUCCGCGACGCUGGAGACAUCGAUGGAUGCGGAUGGCACCAAGGGCGAGGCGGGCAGCACGUCCAGCAACGAGAUCAAUGGAAACAUUUCCAGUCGGAGCGGCACUCGAAACCAGCAGGGACCGCUAACCGUUCACUGUUCUCCAGGCACGGGACGCACAGGCACCAUUAUCGCCUCGGACAUGGCCAUCCGGAGCUUGGAGACCCCGAAGCGGUCCUUAGACAUCCCACAGCUGGUCUACUAUGUGCGGCGGGGACGAGCCAGUGCCGUUCAGACCAAGGAGCAGUAUGAAUUUAUCUACAAGGUGGCCAGUAUGUACGCGGCCAAGAUCACAAAUCUGUCCAACGACAACUGAAAGCCUAUCCUUUCCGGAUGGCGCCCAUCGAGUGGAAACCGAAUUUCCGAUUGAGGUUCACCUUUCCAGCACUGAUCCGUGGGACCCUCAGUAACAAUAAUAGCUAUGUUUUAUACGAUAUAAAUAUUAGUGUAGCUUAGUAUUAUGCUUAAAUGUUGGCACCUGAUUGAACGUCGUUAUUUAUCGGGCUUUAAUAUCAUUUAAAAUGUAUGUAUUCCUUUAUUAUUGUGAUAUUAUCGUACAUUCAUAUAUCUCCUGAUAAUCUGUUGCAUAUUUAUAAAGUCAAUUUUUGUUUUUGCACUGUCGCGUUUGAGUUUCGUAACGAAUGAGUUAUUUUUGGAGCUCUCCGUAUUUUAAGAAAGUCAAAAAUGUAAUCAAGCUAUGUAUGUAUCAAUUUUAAACGAGCUUUAAUGUACGUAAGAUAUUUGUAAGUAUACACCAAGCUGUACUGUACUCAUAUUAUUGUGAAUUACAAGAAAAAUCAUGUCCAGCAA